This is a messenger RNA of Ipomoea nil (Japanese morning glory), 1895 nucleotides long. RefSeq names its product pentatricopeptide repeat-containing protein At1g52640, mitochondrial. The record is from RefSeq and is a predicted model, not a curated record. NCBI's taxonomy places the organism in Eukaryota, Viridiplantae, Streptophyta, Magnoliopsida, Solanales, Convolvulaceae. Bases 43 to 1734 code for a protein of 563 amino acids. Gene Ontology annotation, molecular function: protein binding. The transcript has a single exon.
UGCCGGAGUUUCAAAUUUGCAGCACUUUUAGUGUCGACGAUCAUGUCGACCAGAACUCUAACCCUUGGCACGAGAAGCACUCUCCGUCUGCGAUUCUGCAAAUUAUUCUCCAAUUGUUUUCAUUUUCAGCACAAUUAUCCCAGAAAUCCUCAAAGCUUACUCUCAUCUCCACCACCCACCACCGCGCCCCGCCGCGGCAACCACCGUUGUCGAUCUUUUACAUCUACCUCUCAUUUGUUUCAACUCCAAAUCCAAUCGCAGCUUCAAAGCUCGGAUCCAUCUUCUCCUCACCUCGUGAACGAGCUCUCCCGGGUACUCAGCGACUUCAGAAGUCCGCACCAUGAUAUCGAGGCGGCCCUCAGUCCAUUCCACUCCCAAAUAUCCGUCAAUGUGGUUGAACAAGUGCUCAAGCGGUGCAGGAAUCUGGGGUUUUCCGCUCACAGAUUCUUCCUCUGGGCUCAAAGGCUACCGGGCUUUCGACAUAGUGAAGAGAGCUAUCGCAUUCUUGUUGACAUCUUAGGAAGUAGCAAGCAGUUCCCACUGUUGUGGGAUUUUCUCUUGGAAAUGAGAGACGCUAAAUCUUGUGAAAUCACUCCGCAUAUGUUCUCGAUUGUGUUCAGGGCUUAUUGCAGGGCUAAUCUUCCUGACGAUGCCAUACGGGCUUUUAGCAAGAUGGGCGAUUUUGGGAUUGAACCGAAUGUAGAUGAUCUUGGUCACCUUCUGUAUGCGUUGUGCAAAAGAAAGCAUACUUCGCAUGCUCAAAAAUUCUUUGACAGAGUUAAGGAAAGUUACCCACCUUGCACAAAAUGUUAUAGCAUUUUGAUUAGAGGUUGGGGAGAAAUGGGAGAAUUUUCACAGGCACAGAAGCUGUUUGAUGAAAUGCUUCAGAGGGGAUGUUCAGUUCAUUUGCCUGCAUAUAAUUGUCUCUUGGAGUCUUUAUGCAAGGGAGGGAAGAUGGAUGAAGCUUAUAAAAUGUUCAGAAAGAUGUGGUCUAUGGAGCUUAAACCAGAUGCUUUUACGUACUCUAUAUUCAUUCAUUCUUAUUGCCAGGCAAAUGAUAUUCAUUCAGCUUUCAAGGUUCUUGAUAGGAUGAAAAGGCAUGAUCUUGUCCCUAAUGUGUUUACUUACAAUUGCAUGAUCAAGAAACUUUGUAAGAUUAGUAAGGUGGAAGAUGCCUACCAACUGUUGGCUGAAAUGGUUGAUAGAGGAGCAGUUCCAGACUCUUGGAGUUAUAAUACGAUUUUAGCUUUCCAUUGUGAUCACAAUGAAGUUAACCAAGCAUUUAGGCUGAUUUCAAGAAUGGAUCAGUCCGGUUGCCAACCAGACCGGCAUACAUAUAACAUGGUGCUUAAAAUGCUUAUUCGGGUGGGAAGAUUUGAUAGAGUCGAGGAAGUUUGGGAUGGCAUGGAAGAACGGGGAUACUAUCCUUCUGUCUCGACGUAUGCUGUGAUGGUGCAUGGUCUCUGUCAGAAGAGAGGCAAACUUGAGGAAGCAUGUAAAUAUUUCGAAACGAUGAUUGAUGAAGGAAUACCGCCUUAUACCUCGACGUGUGAACUAUUGAGGAAUAAACUUAUUGGUUUAGGAUUUGCAGACCAGACCGAUAUACUUGCAGAGAAGAUGGAGAGAAGCACUUCUUGUUCAAUUCAGGAGCUAGCGGGUUUGAUGAGAGGUAAUAGGCGUUGUGUCAAACGCGGAGAUGAAGGCGAAUACUCAGAUGAUAGCGAUUCACAAUAGCCUUCAUGGAUGAACGAUUAAAGCUUCGUUUCAAGCUGAUCGAUCUCUUGUUCUUCAUUCAUGUGCUCGAAUUUUUCAUUUACUAUUAUUGCCAAUAAAAGUGACAACUUGAGCAUCUCCAAAACAGAAGCUAUCUAGACUAAUUGUCAAACAAUUGUUCA